Messenger RNA from Exophiala oligosperma, 870 nucleotides. RefSeq lists its product as uncharacterized. The transcript has a single exon. Gene Ontology annotation, biological process: phosphatidic acid biosynthetic process; triglyceride catabolic process. The record is from RefSeq and is a predicted model, not a curated record. Gene Ontology annotation, cellular component: endoplasmic reticulum; lipid droplet. Gene Ontology annotation, molecular function: triacylglycerol lipase activity; acylglycerone-phosphate reductase (NADP+) activity. The coding region runs from base 1 to 870 and encodes 289 amino acids. Lineage: Eukaryota; Fungi; Ascomycota; Eurotiomycetes; Chaetothyriales; Herpotrichiellaceae.
AUGGCGGACUCCAGACAAACGGUCCUGAUAACGGGGUGCUCUGAGGAUUCCGUCGGUGAAGAGUUGGCCAAGGAAUUCCAUCGACGAGGCUUCCAUGUCAUCGCCACUGCGCGCUCUCUGUCGCGACUCACCAGGCUGACCUCGCUGGGGGUCGACACGCGCGAGCUGGACCUGCUGUCGACAGAGUCGAUCCGCACCCUCUGUUCCGGCGUCACGAAGCUCGACAUCCUCUUCAACAACGCCGGCGGCAACAUCGUCAUGCCGUUCGCGGACACCACGCCCGAAGAGUUCCGCCGCAUGUUCGAGCUCAACGUCUUCCCCCAGUUCGAACUGACCCAGAUCCUCCUGCCGCACCUCAUCCACUCCCAGGGCAUCAUCGUGAACCACACGUCGCAAUCGGCGCACGCCUUGAAGUCGCCCGCGACGGCGUACGCCAGCGCAAAGGCAGCCCUCGCCACGCUCACGGACUGCAUGCGCGUGGAGCUCGAGCCGUUCGACGUCCGCGUCGUGGAGCUCGUCACGGGCGGCGUCAAGAGCAACGUCACCAAGUUCGAGACCACGUACACGCUGCCCGAGGGGUCGAUCUACGGGCCCGUGAGGGAGGUGUUCGAGAGGCACAUGAAGGGAGAGGACGCCCGGACCCUGGUGAUGGACGGCGAAAAGUACGCGAAGCGCGUGGUGUCGGACUUGCUGGACGGGUGGUUCGGUACGCCCAAGUGGAUCUGGAGGGGUGCGUUCGCGACGACGAUGUACUGCGUCCUCCUCGCCAACACCGUCUGGAAGGGCUGCACCGACGGCUUGUUCAGGGCCGCCACCGGACUGGGCGGGCUGAAGCGAGAGUUGAAGAAGGCGAAACAGCACUCGUCCUGA